Colletes gigas is the source of this 6803-nucleotide messenger RNA. Its product is annotated as zinc finger protein 436-like. The transcript is spliced from 5 exons. Gene Ontology annotation, biological process: regulation of transcription by RNA polymerase II; cell fate commitment. The coding region runs from base 86 to 5551 and encodes 1821 amino acids. Gene Ontology annotation, molecular function: RNA polymerase II cis-regulatory region sequence-specific DNA binding; histone deacetylase binding; zinc ion binding. NCBI's taxonomy places the organism in Eukaryota, Metazoa, Arthropoda, Insecta, Hymenoptera, Colletidae. The record is from RefSeq and is a predicted model, not a curated record. Gene Ontology annotation, cellular component: nucleus; cytoplasm.
CGGGGUCUUCUCCGGCUUGGGUUGAAACAGCGUUCGCGUCUACGGGCGCGGCUUUGCGUCUCGAGCUGGCGUUUUAUACGGUAAAAUGUCCUCCCUCGAUUAUCUGGACCUGUGUCGGCUGUGUCUCGUGAAGGACCGUGUUUCGGUACCGAUUUUCGAUGGCGAGGGAGACGUACGGCAGAUUUUUCUCAAGAUCGCCGCCUGUCUACCGGUGAAGGUUGCAAGAGAAGAUAAAUUACCGAAGAAGAUAUGCGAUGAUUGUGUGUAUAAAGUAGAAUUAUUUUAUCAAUUUUGGAAUACAACAGUGAAUGCAGAAAAACAACUGUUACAAUGGCUAGGAGAAGUUGGAAUGGAAGGCAAACAGGGUUAUGUUACCAAUGUUCUCAAUCCGAAUGUAAUGAAACAAGAACAGAGUACAGAGAACAGGUUAGAUGGCAGUGUGAUGCAGCAAGUAAGCGAGCAUCAAAACAACAUGGGUAUAGGCAUGAUGGACAACAUAGGCCUGGGUAUUCCUAUGAUAAUAUCCAAUACUAAUCAACAACAACAAAUAACCUCAGUUCCUAUGGACACAAGCAGCAAUUCUGCACAAAAUGUUCAGGCAGUGCCUGGUCCAAGUUCACAAACAACACAUAACCAAAUAUCACAAAAUCAAACAAGCUCCACGCAACAAGAAGAGGAAGAGGAAAGUAGUGAAGAUGAAGAAAACUCGGAUGACGAGUGCGAUGGAGAUGAAGGCCUACCUGUAAAAGAAGAAAGCGAAGAAGAUCCCAAUAGUAGAACUAUAGAGCCUACAACCUUUGUAAACGUUUCCUUGGCAUGCGAUGAAGCGGGCCCAUCAGGACUGCAGCAACAGAAAAUUGCAGAUAUGCCUGAAAUUCCAAUGCCGCAAACAGCCGAUGGGGAUCCCAAAUCUGGGAUGUCAACGAUCGCAGAAACGUCUACCACACAGAACCCACCACAACCACUUUUUAUAGAACGCAUCGGAUCUUUUAUGGGCCUGGACGAAAUGAAAAUUCAAAUUAAGACCCCUCCAGAUUCUACUGACGACGAUGACAGUAGCGUGGAGUGUGAUUUUGAAUGCAGCAGUGUUCUUAUCGAAUACCAACCAAGGGAAAAUAUAAGCAACAUUGACAAUUCGUGCCUGGGUGAAAGGAAUCAUUGUUCCACGUCAAACAUAGUUAAUGAUGUUGAUGAACCUGUGCUGACUCCAAUGGUGCCUGGCAUGGAUGCAAGAGGAAACAUGUUUGACUCGAUUGAAAUUAUGGACAAAAUACAAUUGAACACCGACGGUGGUGUGCCGACUACGGAACAGUACGAAAAUGGAUCCGAAGUAUCGUUUAAUCCUGAUAUACAACAACGGGACGGAAACAAGAAAAGACUACCGUGGCAACUUAGAACAGUUAGACGAAUUUUACCUAAACCAACACUCUAUAACGGUAGCGAAAGGGUGGGAGUGGACGAAAAACAGUCGAAAAAGGAGGUACCCAAACGAGCAAACAGUAAGAAAGGAAAAGUUACACGCACUCGACGAAAGAAACAGAAGGGAAUUCCCGGUACUAACGUACAGGAAAUAUUGUCGACAAAAGGCAGACCAAUUUUACCUAAACCAGUGAUAUCUAACAAACAAAAAAUCACAAUAAUCGAAGACAUUAAUCUGCAGAAAACGCAAGAGGUAGUUGACGUAAAACAGUUGAUGAAAGGAACAGCAAUUUUAUCUAAACCAACAGUAUGUGAUAGUAGCGAAGUCGAACAGUUUAAUGUGCAGAAGACAAAGGAGACAAUUGAAAGUUUGGGAUUGAACAAACAACAGUUGAAGGAGAUAUCAAUUGUACCUAUACAAAGAAACAGUAAUGACGGAAGAAUGACGAGACUACCUCAGUUUAAUGUACAUAUAUAUAACACAGGAGAAAUCGCGACAGUCGAAGAGUCUGAAAUGCAGAAAACGCAGAAGGUAGUUGAAGGUGUAGGCGUAGAUGGAAAACAGUUGAUGAAAGGGACAGCUAUUUUACCUAAACCAAGAGUAUGUUAUAGUAACGAAGUCGAACAGAUUGAUGUGCAGAAGACACAGAAGGGAUUUGAAAGUUUUGGAUUGAACAAACAACAGUUGAAGGAGAUAUCAAUUGUACCUAUACAAAGAAACAGUAAUGACGGAAAAAUGACGAGACUACCUCAGUUUCAUGUACAGAUAUCUAACAAAGGAGAAAUCGCAAUAGUCGAAGAGUCUGAUCUGCAAAAAAUGCAGGAGAUAGUUGAAGAUGUAGGUGUAAACGGACAACGGAGAGUAACAGCAAUUUUACCUAAACCAACAGUAUCUAAUAGUAGCGACAUCGGACAGUUUAAUGUGCAGAAGACGCAGGAGGGAAUUGAAAGCGUGGGAUUGAACAAACAACAGUUGAAGGAGAUAUCAAUAGUAUCUAUACAAACAAACAACAAGAAAGGAAAACUUACAAAACGUCAACUAUUUAAGGGGCAGAAGAAACAGGAGGGAAUUCCCAGUAUUAACGGAAACGAAAUAUUGUUGACAAAAGGCAGACCAAUUUUACCUAAACCAGUGAUAUCUAACAUAGAAAAGAUCAAAAUAAUCGAAGACAUUAAUCUGCAAAAAAUGCAGGAGAUAGUUGAAGAUGUAAGUGUAAACGGACAACGGAAAGUAACAGCAAUUUUACCUAAACCAACAGUAUCUAAUAGUAGCGAAAUCGAACAGUUUGAUGUGCAGAAGACGCAGGAGGGAAUUGAAUGUGUGGGAUUGAACAAACAACAGUUGAAAGAUAUAUCAAUAGUAACUAUACAAACAAACAGCAAGAAAAGAAAACUUACAAAACGUCAACUAUUUAAGGUACAGAAGAAACAGGAGGGAAUUCCCAGUAUUAACGGAAACGAAAUAUUGUUGACAAAAGGCAGACCAAUUUUACCUAAACCAGUGAUAUCUAACAUAGAAAAGAUCAAAAUAAUCGAAGACAUUAAUCUGCAGAAAACGCAGGAGGUAGUUGAAGGUGUAGGUGUAAACGGAAAACAGUUGAUGAAAGGAACAGCUAUUUUACCUAAACCAACAGUAUCUAAUAGUAGCGAAAUCGAACAGUUUGAUGUGCAGAAGACAAAGGAGAAAAUUGAAGGUGUGAGAGUGGACAAACAACAGUUGAGUAAGGAGGUAUCAAUUGUACCUAUACGAAGAAGCGGUAGGUGCAGACAACGUAAAAGAUAUGGAUCAUUUAAUGUACAGAAGAAACAGCGGGGAAUUCCCAGUAUUAACGGAAACGAAAUAUUGUUGACAAAAGGCAGACCAAUUUUACCUAAACCAGUGAUAUCUAACAUAGAAAAGAUCAAAAUAAUCGAAGACAUUAAUCUGCAGAAAACGCAGGAGGUAGUUGAAGGUGUAGGUGUAAACGGAAAACAGUUGAUGAAAGGAACAGCUAUUUUACCUAAACCAACAGUAUCUAAUAGUAGCGAAAUCGAACAGUUUGAUGUGCAGAAGACAAAGGAGAAAAUUGAAGGUGUGAGAGUGGACAAACAACAGUUGAGUAAGGAGGUAUCAAUUGUACCUAUACGAAGAAGCGGUAGGUGCAGACAACGUAAAAGAUAUGGAUCAUUUAAUGUACAGAAGAAACAGCGGGGAAUUCCCAGUAUUAACGAAAACGAAAUAUUGUUGUCAAAAGGCAGACCAAUUUUACCUAAACCAGUGAUAUCUAACAUAGAAAAGAUCAAAAUAAUCGAAGACAUUAAUCUGCAGAAAACGCAGGAGGUAGUUGAAGGUAUAGGUGUAAACGGAAAACAGUUGAUGAAAGGAACAGCAAUGGUACCUAAACCAACAGUAUCUAAUAGUAGCGAAAUCGAACAGUUUAAUGUGCAGAAGACGCAGGAGGGAAUUGAAGGUGUGAGAGUGGACAAACAACAGUUGAGUAAGGAUAUAUCAAAUGUAGGUAUACGAAAAAUCAAUAGGCGCAGACAACGUAGAAGAUAUGUACCAUUUAAUGUACAGAAGAAACAGGAGGCAAUUCCCAGUAUUAACGGAAACGAAAUAUUGUUGACAGAAGGCAGACCAAUUUUACCGAAACCAGUGAUAUCUAACAAAGAAAAAAUCAAAAUAAUCGAAGACAUUAAUCUGCAGAAAACGCAAGAGGUAGUUGAAGGUGUAGGUGUAAACGGAAAACAGUUGAUGAAAAGAACAGAAAUUUUACCUAAACCAACAGUAUCUAAUAGUAGCGAAAUCGAACAGUUUAAUAUGCAGAAGACACAGGAGGAAAUUGAAAGUUUUGGAUUGAACAAACAACAGUUGAAGGAGAUAUCAAUUGUACCUAUACAAAGAAACAGUAAUGACGGAAAAAUGACGAGACUACCUCAGUUUCAUGUACAGAUAUCUGACAAAGGAGAAAUCGCAAUAGUCGAAGAGUCUGAACUGCAAAAAAUGCAGGAGAUAGUUGAAGAUGUAGGUGUAAACGGACAACGGAAAGGAACAGCAAUUUUACCUAAACCAACAGUAUCUAAUAGUAGCGAAAUCGAACAGCUCAAUGUGCAGAAGACGCAAGAGGGAAUUGAAAGUGUGGGAUUGAACAAACAACAGUUGAAGGCGAUGCCAAUAGUAUCUAUACAAGCAAACAGCAAGAAAGGAAAACUUACAAAACGUCAACUAUUUAAGGUACAGGAGAAACAGGAGGAAAUUCCCAUUAUCAACGUAGGCAGACCAAUUUUACCUAAACCAGUGAUAUCUGACAAAGAAAAAAUCACAAUAGAGUCUGAUCUGCAGAAAAUGCAGGAGAUAGGUAAAGGUGUAGGUGUAAAGCGAAAAAAGUUUACGAGACGAAAACUGCUUGUCCCUGAACCAACGAUAAAUCAGAGUAGUAAAAUCAUUGUGGUUCAAGAUGUUGAUCCACAUAUUAAAAGUCUCAUGGAUUUGAGUGUGAUACCAAUUUUACCUAAACCAAUAUGUGAACCGGCGUCAAAGAAGAUGAGAAUGACGUAUAACAAAACAGUCUCUUGUCCGUGUUGUGAUAGAAGUUAUAUUAAAGAGAUGUCGUUGGACUGGCAUUUUCGCAAAUGGCACAAGAGCCAUUACCUUUGCAAGAAAUGUCACUAUAUUUAUGAAUCCCAAGACGCCCUCGACGAACAUUUCCAGGUUCACGCAGUGCCAGGCAUGAUGCAGUGUUCUAUCUGUCAUAGAAGAUACAAACAAAUGCGGUGGUUCGAAGAACACAAAAUUCGCUACCACACCCCCGAGGAAUUGGAAACGAUAUACAUAAGCGAGAGCAUUACACUGUGUGCUUGUAUAAGCAAAUUUCCAAGGCCCGGCCGAUCGCUCAUUUGGGAAUUGACCUGCAAACGCUGCAACAAUGCUUUCCCGCAGCAUUCUUCCCUGGUGGCUCUCGAACGUUUCAGUCACAAUGCAGAGGGAUCGAAAAACUUGCAGUGUAAAACGUGUAAAAAAUGUUUUCUUCGUGUGGACGACCUACGCAUUCAUGCUAAGUUGCACACACGUAGCUUCGUUUGCAACAUAUGUGGCGAGGAAUUUAGUGAGAAAUUUAUUCUGGCGUUACACGUUCAAAAACAUAUCAAUUAAAAGCGAUAUCAGUGCAAAAUCUGUCACGUUUUAUCCAAUUGAGUGUACUUAGAACACACGAGUUCACCCACCCUGGAAGAAGGUUUCGCGCGUGUAAUAUGUGUGGUCAGUGUAGGCACCUGGGAAAUUACCCACCACCACCUUCGGUGUUCCUUGGCAGUCUUGAGAGUGUUGGGGGUUAGUAUAGCAGCUCAUCAGCAUCAGGUACAUGUUGAGAUUAAGGAGUGAAAUUAGACUCAUGAAUAUUGAUUAUAAUCAUUAAAUUGAAUUUUAUUUUCUUACUGAAAUUUGAUUCGCUUUUAAGAACGAUUGUUUUAUAUUAUUAUCCCAAGCAAAAAUCGUAUCUCCUUCGUUUUUAUAAUUCUUCAUUGUCAAGUAUAAUUAUUAUGAAUUUAAAAUUGCGUUUUUACAUCGUGUGUUUGUUCGUUCAUUAAAUUAGCAAUAUUGCUGUUUAUUAUUUAGUUCUUGAGUUCGUUUACGUAGUUUAGUUUUUAUUAAUUAAAUUUUUGCCGUUUCAACUAUUCAUGAGCUGUAUAAUCAGAGGAAUUUAUUUAUCGAGACGAAUAGAAAUUAAGUACCGCAUCAUUAAUGAUAAACACUUAUUUAUACACGCUCACUUUUAUCGUCUACGAAGAUAUACUCUUAGCCAUAACACAUGUUACGUAAUAUUUGAAGAUGUACAAAACACAGUGAAAUGAAAUAAAUUGUUAUUAAGUCUAGUAAAUGCAAGGCUCUGAUCGAGUCUUUCGGUAGGCUUGCUGAGUCAACGGAUGUUUCAAUUUUAAAAGCCUACGAUGAUAUUGAUAACGUUGUAUGAACCUUGUACUAACUCUAUCGAUUCCUGUUAAAAAUAAGUUAGCAUUGAAGAUUGUGACAGGCUUCUGAAACCAAAACAGUAUGAAGACAACAUACUAGAAAAUGAAGAAGAGCCACCCAGGAUAGUUGGAUCGAUUUUACUUAAACCAAAAUAAUCGAGAAUUUAAAAAUCAUAAUACCUCAAGAGAAGAAGCAGUUUCAUGACCAUGACAAGUUAUUUUAUACAUUUAAGUGUAUUUAAAAGAGACAGACUCACAUAGACAGGGGAGAAACCUUAUGGCUAAUUAUGGUCGCAGUUUUACUCAGCAAAGUAGAAGAAUCAUCAUUAAAUGCAUUUUGAUACGACAGCGAAUUAAAAAUAAAUCGUGCCAUUUAAUAUGAUUUUACAUUUGUGUUUUCGUUUACUGUAUCGUUUGAAAUAUUAAUAAUUUUUUGU